AUGAAUUUAGUUAAACAAUUAAUAAAUGCUGGUGCUACUCUUGGUACAUCUGUCAGUGUUAGUGAAUUAUUAUCUCAUCCAAGUACAAAAAGUGAACAUGUCAUAUUUAUUCCCUUUUAUCUUGAACGUAUGCACUAUGGUGGUUUGAGUUUACAUUAUAUUGAUAUACAAUCGCAUCUCCGUGUAUUUACAUUAGCAUGUCAAGUAUAUGAUUAUGAAACACAACAUGCAAUUAAUAUACGUUCAUUUGUGAAUAAGAUUUUAGAAGAAUUUGGUCUUCAUUUAAACGGUGAUAUUUUUGUCGUUACUGAUAACGAGAAUAAAAUGAAGUGUGCUUUUAAAGAUGAUGUGAAACGUGUCGGAUGUAGUACACACUACAUAAAUAAAGUACUUCUACAUGCAUUUACAUAUGAUGAUAUACAAUGUGAUGCUGCUCAAUUAUUGUUUAAAUUAGUUCGAGCUCUUGUUACUAAAAUCGUUGAUGAUGUUCAUUACAUAGCAACUAUGCUGCAUCCAAGUCUUAAAAGUUUUAAUCAUACAUCACAUAAAAAAUAUUAUGCAGAAACAUUAUUAAAAUCGGAAUUUGAUAAAUAUCAACAACUUGAACAACAACAGCUAUUGUCAAAUAAUAAUAAUAUGAAUAUUUUAAUAUAUUAUAAUAAUAAUAAAUCAUUAUAUCCUAUAUUGGCAAAAAUAGCUCAACGUGUAUUAGCUAUUCCAGCAACUAAUACCUGUGUAGAACGUCUAUUUUCCGAUGAUGGAAAUGUAAUAACAAGUCUUCGUACACGUUCACAAACAGGUGAAGUUAAUCAAUUGUUAUUUAUACGUCGAAACAUAUCAACAUUAAGAGAAUUAUUUCCACCAUUAAUUGAACAAUUAAAAAAAAGAAAAAAUAGCAACACUUCAACAACAACAAUGAAGAAACGAAAAAAAUUCAAAAGAAGAUGA
Molecule: messenger RNA, 948 nt
Organism: Rotaria sordida
Lineage: Eukaryota; Metazoa; Rotifera; Eurotatoria; Philodinida; Philodinidae
Source: the annotation of a GenBank genome assembly